Messenger RNA from Ixodes scapularis (black-legged tick), 752 nucleotides. RefSeq lists its product as uncharacterized. NCBI's taxonomy places the organism in Eukaryota, Metazoa, Arthropoda, Arachnida, Ixodida, Ixodidae. The transcript is spliced from 6 exons. The record is from RefSeq and is a predicted model, not a curated record. The coding region runs from base 24 to 752 and encodes 242 amino acids.
CUAAAGGCUUUGAUCGGGUCAACAUGUCUGGCACGAAGCGGAAGCAGUACUUGGAGCCUGGAAAUGAAUUUGUGCUACCGAAAGCAACUGCCUGGCGCAAGCAAAUGAAGAAAAACUACGAUGGAACUGCGGAUGAAACCGAUGAACCCGACAGCUCACCUCUCUCCCAGGUACCUGGGACCCCUAACCAAGCACCACUGCUGGAACCCUCAUCUGCUUCCCAGGAACCUGGGACCUCUAACCAAGCCCCACUGCUAUCUCAGGAAACUGAGUACUCCAGCACCCAGCCAGAUGACCCGGUGGACAACACAACGGAUUCCUCCUUGUCUGAAUCUUCAGAAGACGACUUCGAUUCAGAAGAGUCAAGUGAAGACGACACAUUCCAUGACGCCUCCGAUGAGGAGCCUGUCUGUGGAAUGGAAGGAAGUGUGCCAUCCAAUGAUGAACGUGUUUGUAGUGGGGGGGUGACUAAAGCGGAAGCCCUCAUUUUGAUUAUUUUGUUUGUAAUCCGCAGCGGGCUUUCAAUGACUGGGUUGAAGGACGCCUUGUUUCUGGUAAACACCUUGUUUGGAAGGCCGGUUGUGCCUAGCUCCCUCUAUAUGUUUGAGAAGUCUCUAAACUUCUGUAAGAAUUUCGAUCUCGUUUAUUAUUGUUUAUCUUGUUCUGUUGAAUUGACCUCCACUGUUCAGAAGGACAUACAGAAGUGCCGGAUUUGUAAAAAGUUGUUUGACCUUCUUAACUACAAGGUUUAA